Acanthochromis polyacanthus (spiny chromis) is the source of this 1874-nucleotide messenger RNA. It is a transcript of the gene tmem138, whose product is annotated as transmembrane protein 138. Lineage: Eukaryota; Metazoa; Chordata; Actinopteri; Pomacentridae. Bases 617 to 1105 code for a protein of 162 amino acids. The transcript is spliced from 6 exons. The record is from RefSeq and is a predicted model, not a curated record. Gene Ontology annotation, cellular component: cilium.
AAGGACCCCUCCCACCCCUCAGAUGGACUGUUUGUGGCCCUUCCAUCAGGAAAGGAGCAGCAUCAGGACGCACACAUCAAGGUUCAGCAGUAGCUUCUUCCUACUGGCAGUUAGACUGUUGAACACUCUGCGGCUACAACACAGGAGAAGUUGUGACCCUGAGCAUCAUGGGAGAUGGUGAUGUUAAAUUUCAAGCACUGGUGAUGUAGCAGAUGAGGAGACUAUCCCCACCAAAGAUGUCAAAAUGCUGCAUUUGACAGGCUCAAAAACAUCUCGCCUCAUUUCUUGGACAGCUUGCAUUCAUCGCAGAGAUAUUUUUUCAUCAAGGACGGUGUUUCUUGACAGAAGAGCAAACCAGAGUGAAGAGCACAUACAUCUAAAGAACAUUUAUGGGAAAAAAACACUGCUGCUAACUAUGUGCAUGGACCAUUUGUGACUCAUUGAUGUUUGCUUUUAUACCUCCACGAGUAUUUUUAUACUGAAGUAUGUACGAGCUGGAUGUUAACCAAACAGAUUCUGUCUCCAUCAAGUACCUGGAUCUCUGAGGAAAUUCAGCCAAAAGCCAGGCAUGGAAUAGAUUGUGAAGCUUGGUAGUGAGCAGGAUCAACCCUUUAAAAUGCUCCAGACUGGCAACUACUCACUUGUGCUCCUGAUCCAACUGGCACUGUUGGCCUAUGACCUCUUUGUCAACUCUUUCAGUGAACUUCUGAGAGGAGCGCCUGUCAUCCAACUUGUGCUUUUCAUCAUCCAGGACAUUGCCAUCUUGUUCAACGUGAUCAUUAUUCUCCUGAUGAUGUUCAACACCUACGUGUUCCAGGUCGGCCUGGUGUCUCUGCUGCUGGAGAGAUUCAGGGCUCUGCUGAUAUUCGCCCCUCUUUACCUGACCCUCAGCAUCUGUUUCCACUGCUGGGUGUUGAACCUACGAUGGCUCGAUUCAAACCGUUUUGUUUGGACGGACGGUCUACAAGCUCUGUUUGUUUUCCAAAGAACAGCGGCUGUGUUGUAUUACUACUUGUACAAGCGUACAGCGGAGUAUAUGGGAGACCCACGGCUGUAUGAGGACUCUUUAUGGCUGCGCGAUGCCUUUGCCAGAGCUCGUCAGUGAAGAUGAGAUGGUUCAGAGAGGGACUUGAAAGGAUCGGAGAAGAAAGGCCCAUCUGACACUACUACUAACACUGGCCAUCAUCAUCCGCUACUUUGAAUUUUGGAUUAAUUUAGUAGGUUUUCUUCACGAUGUAUUUUAAAAUUCAUGGAGCACAAUUUCAUGGUGCACCGCCUCAUUCUCAAGAGUUUUUUUUUUUUUUUUAACAGAUUUGACACUAUCAAUUGUUGGACUAUCAAGCAUAUAUAUACAUAUAUAUAUGUCACAAAGCAACAGGAUGAUGUUGCACACAACUGGAACUCACAAACUGAGAGGGUGAAGCAAAGUCUCCACCAUAGUUUGUGUUUACUGGCUCUUCAUUGCCAAGCAGCCAACCAGUUAAAUGGUUUACAAUCGCAGGUAAGCCAAGCAUGGCACAUGUAGUAUUGUAUUAAUCAGGAUUUAGUCUGUUAACCUUUGUGGCCUUGUAAAUAACUUUGGGGUGCAGACAGACUGCAACACAUUGGAAUAAUGUUUUUAUUUUAGAAAAGGCAAGUUUGUUUUAAUCUGUAUCAAUUCACAGUUUUUAGAACAAUAUAUAGUCACAGUGUUCUUGGAAAUUUCUACUGAAAAAGACGAAACCUGUUGGUUGAAAUUGCCUUAUGUAAGGUUAGUAUGUGCUGUUUACAUGAUUGAUGUAAUGUUAUUAAGCCAAUUUUCCUGUAAAAUCUGUUGUCUAACUGGGGAUCUUUGAAUCGUGUCCCGCUGUUUUUAUUAAAUAAUCCUUCUCUAA